CUCAUCAAAAUGAAUUUUGUUUUGGUUAGAUGUCAAAUCCCGCUUUCGUAAAAUAUUUUGAUUACUACAAAAAUGUGAAAUUUUUUUUGUAUCCAUUUCAUUGUUUAUUGUGAAAAUAAGAAAACAUUUUACUAAAAGGAUCCGCGUUAUUUAUCCCAUUAUACCACGAUGUCAGACAAAAAACCGUUGCGGAUGGUGUUAAGGGGUGUUAAUCAUACGCACACUCCUGAAGAUAUAGCUGCAGACUUGGAAAGUAAACAGGUGAAAGUUUUGAGCGUGCAACCGGUGUUUGGAAAAGGAAAGGCGAAAAUGGAUCUGUUGGUUAAUUUCGAGCAAGGCACCAUACUAGCUGAGAUAACAAAGACCAUCAAACUCGUCUGUCAGCAAAAAAUUUCGUGGCACCCAUACAUUAGAAAAGACAUUGGCACCAAAUGUACAAAAUGUCAAUGUUUCGGUCAUGCCGCAUCCAACUGUGACCUGGAAUACCUCUGCGUAAAGUGCCCCAACAGACAUGCUCCUGGAGAUUGCCAACUCGAAGAUGUUAAGCCUGCUGCUAGCGUGAAUGAUAACAAUGACCAACCAGGGCCAGAAUACCUCUGCGUAAAAUGUCCCGUAAGCCAUGCUCCAGACGAUUGCCCCCUCGAAGACGUUAAGCCCGACAUUUGCGUUGAUUACACCAGUGACCAACCAGUGCUGGAAUACCUUUGCGUAAAGUGCUCGCACAGACAUGCAUCGGAAGAUUGCCCACUCGAAGACGUUAAGCCAGACAUUAGUGUGUACAGCAACAGCGACUUCUCCCCAGAGCUGGAAUACCUUUGCGAAAAGUGCGCUAACAGACAUGCUCCGGGAUAUUGUCCUUUCGAAGACGUUAAGCCAGCUAUUAGCGUGAACAGCAGUCAUUCCGAUAACCACAAAAAAAUGCCAGUUAACACCAAACGCGUCAAAAAAUCAAAGAAAUCGGCAAAUAAAGAACCGAGAACUUACCACUGUACAGCAUGCAGCAAGGUAUUUAAGUCAAAAAGCAAUUUUCAGGAUCAUUUCAGGAUCCAUAGCGGUGAAAGACCAUUUGAGUGUUCAUUUUGUAAGAGAACUUUCAGUCAAAGCAGCAGUUUGACCGUACAUCUUAGAAUUCAUACUGGGGAAAAGCCUUUCGUCUGUCAAACGUGCAAUAAAGAUUUCAGUGACAAGAGUGCUCUGGGAAGGCAUCUUAAAAUCCAUUAUGGUAUAAAGCGAUUCGGUUGUCCUGUCUGUGGCAAAGCUUUCGGUCGAAAUGAACAUUUGACUACUCAUCUUCGCGUUCAUUCUGGUGAGAGACCAUUCAGCUGCAACAUUUGUCAGUCGUCAUUCGCCGAGAGCUCGACUUUGGCCAGACAUUUACUAAUUCACUCCGGGGAAAAACUGUUCUCGUGUGACAUUUGCAAGAAGCCAUUUCGACAAAAAAAUCAUGUAAGAAAACACAUGCAUAAUCACGUCGACAACGGUACAAUUUUUGAGUGCCGCGUAUGCAAAAUGCAAUUCAAUAAAAAAUUCGACCAGACCGAGCACCAUCUCAAAUGCCCUCUGAAAGGUAAUAAGAAAAAGCACAGUAAAUCCAAGCAAAUAGCUGAGAUAUCCCCGUACAUGCUUGCAUUUUCGUCUAGUACGGACAAUUAUUUUUAAUAGAAAAGAAGCUAACUGGACCAGCAGAGUAGUGGAAUUCCCGAUUAUUUUCCUGUUUUUUUUCUCAUUCUUAUCUUAUGAUUAAUUCUGUUGAUAUAACAACUUCUGUCCGCGGAAGGUACAUAAAUAAAUUUCCAUUUGAACAGAAUUUUCGAUGAAAA
Messenger RNA from Bradysia coprophila, 1820 nucleotides. RefSeq lists its product as uncharacterized. Gene Ontology annotation, biological process: regulation of transcription by RNA polymerase II. Gene Ontology annotation, cellular component: nucleus. Gene Ontology annotation, molecular function: DNA-binding transcription factor activity, RNA polymerase II-specific; RNA polymerase II cis-regulatory region sequence-specific DNA binding. NCBI's taxonomy places the organism in Eukaryota, Metazoa, Arthropoda, Insecta, Diptera, Sciaridae. The record is from RefSeq and is a predicted model, not a curated record.